Molecule: messenger RNA, 1114 nt
Organism: Trichomycterus rosablanca
Lineage: Eukaryota; Metazoa; Chordata; Actinopteri; Siluriformes; Trichomycteridae
Gene: prdx4
Product: peroxiredoxin 4
Exons: 7
Coding region: 44-811 (255 amino acids)
Biological process (GO): response to oxidative stress; hydrogen peroxide catabolic process; cell redox homeostasis
Cellular component (GO): cytosol; endoplasmic reticulum
Molecular function (GO): thioredoxin peroxidase activity
Source: RefSeq, a predicted model, not a curated record
UUGAUUUCAGAGACGUGUUCGUUACUCAGUGAGGAUCCAGAAAAUGGGCGCAAUAAGUUUUAGGACGGGCAUUUUCGGGGUGCUGAUGUGCGCGCUGUUGCAGGGCGCGGGUGCUGAGGAGGGGAACGCCAGGCGCGAGCAGGAGUGCUACAACUACGCGGGGGGUCACGUUUAUCCCGGAGAGGCGUUCAGGGUCCCGGUGUCAGAUCACUCCCUGCACCUCAGCAAAGCCAAGAUCUCUAAACCGGCGCCUCACUGGGAGGGAACAGCCGUCAUCAACGGCGAGUUCAAGGAGCUCAAACUGUCCGACUACAAGGGCAGAUACCUGGUCUUCUUCUUCUACCCUCUGGACUUCACGUUCGUCUGUCCCACCGAGAUCAUCGCCUUCAGCGACCGAGUCCACGAGUUUCACGCCAUCAACGCCGACGUCGUGGCCUGUUCGGUCGACUCACAGUUCACUCACCUGGCCUGGAUUAACACACCCAGGAAACAGGGGGGGCUCGGAGCCAUGAAGAUCCCACUGCUGUCUGAUCUCACACACCAGAUCUCCAAAGAUUACGGCGUCUACCUGGAGGACCAGGGACACACACUCAGAGGUUUGUUUAUUAUCGAUGAUAAAGGAACGCUGCGUCAGAUCACCAUGAACGAUUUACCUGUCGGACGCUCUGUGGAUGAAACUCUGCGACUGGUGCAGGCCUUCCAGUACACGGAUAAACACGGAGAAGUUUGUCCGGCUGGUUGGAAACCCGGCAGUGAGACGAUUAUUCCUGAUCCCUCCGGCAAACUGAAGUACUUUGAUAAGCUGAAUUAAUCCUGAUGCCUGAUAUUCAUGUUCAUCACAGAAUAAACAAAAUUUAAAACCACAAUCCAGCAAAAAUAGAAUUAAUUUUAUAUUUUCUAUCUGUGUGAAAGUAAAACUGUGAUAAACUGAACCUGAACACACACACACACACACACACAGAUCAGCCAGAACAUUAAUUGGGUGGGUGUGGUUUUAAUAUUUUGGCUGAUGGGUGUAAAUCAUCACAGUUCAUUAAUUCAGUUUGAUCUGAUUCACUACGAUACAGAAACGUUCGUCUUCACCUGAGAACAAAAAUAAAACAAAUUAAAACUC